Calidris pugnax (ruff) is the source of this 1478-nucleotide messenger RNA. RefSeq names its product programmed cell death 5 (gene PDCD5). The transcript is spliced from 6 exons. The record is from RefSeq and is a predicted model, not a curated record. Gene Ontology annotation, molecular function: DNA binding. Gene Ontology annotation, cellular component: nucleus; cytosol. The coding region runs from base 169 to 549 and encodes 126 amino acids. NCBI's taxonomy places the organism in Eukaryota, Metazoa, Chordata, Aves, Charadriiformes, Scolopacidae.
CGGGGCUGAGGAAAGCUGCGGGGAAUGCGCCGGGGGAGGACUCACCGCCGCUGUCGCUCGGCGGCUGCGCCGUGAGGCGCAGCCGGCGCCCGGGGAAGGCCCGUCCCCGCGCUCAGCCGCGGGACGGUGGCGCAGGCGCGGGGCGGGGGCGGUGCCCGCCCCUCAGCUAUGGCGGACGAGGAGCUGGAGGCCCUGCGGCAGCAGCGUCUGGCCGAGCUACAGGCCAAGCACGGGGAUCCUUCCAGUGAUCCAUCGCAACAGGAAGCAAAACAGAGGGAAGCAGAGAUAAGAAAUACUAUUUUAGCUCAAGUACUUGAUCAAGCAGCUCGUGCAAGAUUAAGUAAUUUAGCACUUGUGAAACCAGACAAAGCAAAAGCAGUAGAGAACUAUCUCAUACAGAUGGCAAGAUUUGGACAGCUAGCUGGAAAGGUAUCAGAACAAGGUUUGAUAGAAAUACUUGAAAAAGUGAGUCAGCAAACAGAAAAGAAAACAACAGUAAAGUUCAACAGAAGGAAAGUAUUGGAUUCUGAUGAAGAGGAUGAUUAUUAAUACCACCAUAAGACUGGCUGCCAAACAAAAGGCCUGGAAAAAGGCAACAUUCUGUAAUCAGGCAGAAUGCAAAAUCUGAAAAUGUUUACGCUUCUUUUUUUUUUUAUAUAUCUAUAAAAAGGCAAACAAAUGAACUUGUAAAGUAAAUCUGAGAAGGGGAUUUUGUAACUUAAAUUUUUGUAGUCUAAGAGGCUGAGCAGUGGGACUCCCCCCUGCUUUGUUAGCAUGAAUGUUUUGUUGCCCCUUACUCAGCGUGUAAGCUAUGCUUUCAGCACCUGCACACAUUUAACUUGCUGCUGCUGGAGAUACCGUAAUGUGAGGAGGAGCCAAGCGUGAAGCACAGAACAGCCGCUCUCUCUGGGAGUUGAGAGACUUACCUCCAGGCUGUAAUCACAGAAGUGCUAAGAACGAGAUUGCCUGAGCCCCUGCAGGGAGCCUGUCCAGCUGCUCACUGGCUCUCAAGUCCUUACCGGAAAUCUAUAAAAUUAAGUGAAGGUAUCAAAGUAGUGUUUGGAUCACAGACCUUCAUGUCAGGCAGUCUGUAUAAAGAAACUAACCAGCAUACAAUUGAACUGUUCCCCUAUGAAAUUAUCAAGCCAUCUCAAGCAAGUUAACUGUGUAAUACAGCACUGUUCAGACACUCGGUAUCGUAUAUUCUUAAAACUACCUCCAUUUUUAUCAAAUGGCUGGAGCGUUUCUUACCUUGAAAAAAACAUUUUCCUAAACUUUCUGCAACUCCUGCAUGCAUAAAGUAAAACUGAACUUGUGCUAUAUGUUUAUUCAAAAUAUGGUUAUGGAAAUACAUAGGAUAAAUACUGUAAUGUGCUGAUAAACACUCUACCAUCACAAAACCCUUUUCUGGCAAAACAAGAACAUGUAUGAUCCCAACUGCAGUGUUUUUCGGAACUGAAUAAAGUUGUUCAAAGUGA